Molecule: messenger RNA, 816 nt
Organism: Kazachstania africana CBS 2517
Lineage: Eukaryota; Fungi; Ascomycota; Saccharomycetes; Saccharomycetales; Saccharomycetaceae
Gene: PXR1
Product: telomerase inhibitor
Exons: 1
Coding region: 1-816 (271 amino acids)
Molecular function (GO): nucleic acid binding
Source: RefSeq, a predicted model, not a curated record
AUGGGGUUAGCUGCCACCAGAACCAAACAGAGGUUUGGAUUAGACCCUAGAAAUACGAACUGGAGUAAUGACACUUCAAGAUUUGGUCAUAAACAUUUGACCAAAUUUGGUUGGAAACCAGGUAUGGGCCUGGGGCAUCAACCUUUUGACUCCAUGGUUUCACAUAUAAAAGUUUCCAUCAAAGAUGAUAACACGGGUUUAGGUGCUAAGAUCAAGAAGCGUAAUAAGGAUGAUGUCUUUGAUUCGGAGGAUUCAACAGGAUUAGACGUAUUUCAAAGGAUUCUAGGUAAAUUAAAUGGUAAUGAAAGCAAAAUUGAUGCAGAAUUAGAGAUUCAAAGAAAAGAGAAAAUAUUACAUGGGAGGUGGGGCAUUCACUUUGUGAAAGCUGAUAUCUUAGCCAGUACAUGGGACCCAAAAACUAAGGCUUUAAAAAGUUAUUCUAAUACCAAAUCUUCGAAAAAGAGAAGUAGGAGUGAUAAGAAUGAUAAAGAAAAUUCUAAGAAACAUAAAAAGCAUAAAAAAUCUGAAGACAAAGACGAUACCAAAAAGCAUAAAUCGAAGAAAUCAAGACAUGCUAAUGAUUCCAACAAAGAGAAGAAGAAGAAGUCGAAAGGUGAACAUACCUCCAAAAACCACAAGAAAGAAAAGAAACACAAAAAGGAGUCCAGGUCAUUAGAGGCGAGUGAAACGGCAGCCGUUAUGCCGGAAGCUGUAACUACGAGAUUGUCGGUUCGCUCCAGAUGGAUCAAACAGAAAAGAGCUGCUACCAUGGACGCAAAAGCCCUCAAUGAAAUUUUCAUGAUAACUAAUUCAUAA